AAGGUUAGAGAAGCAUGUUUCCUGUAUCAUAGACAAAGGAGAAAACAUGCUUGUCUGUUCAGGUUUAAUCAGUAAAAUACUGCCUGCAUUACUGAGAGAAUGCUAUGUGAAAAUUUUAUUUAAAAGUAUAGAUGUCACGUGUAGCCUUCAUGUGUCUACCACAUACAGCUACUAUGCCAUGAUAAUGUCCACAUUUGUAUAUUUUCACACAGCAAUAUGUAUCUGUUCUGCAUUGCUUUGGUUUUCCAUCUGAUUGUGUAUGACUGCAUAUUUUUAGUUCGGGAGCAUGUAGAACAGUUGGGAUGUAUAGACCAUUUUCAUGUAUUGGUUUAUGUUUUGCAGAACUGAUCUUGCAAGGAAUUUAUUGUCAUUGCUCUGUGACAGAAGGGAAAUGGCAGGCAAGAAGAAAGAAAUCCAGCUGCAGACCAUAAUAAGCAAUCAAAACCAGUGGGAUGAAAUGCUGCUGACAAAGGGUAUAGUAGUAAUAGAUGUGUAUCAAGCUUGGUGUGGUCCUUGCAAAGCUGUGCUAAAUUUAUUCAGAAAACUAAGGAAUGACUUCAGUGAAGACAAUGUCCUGCAUUUUGCUGUGGCAGAAGCUGACAGCAUUGAAACUCUGAAACCAUUUAGGAGGAGUUGUGAACCUAUGUUUCUUUUUAGUGUUCAUGGUAAAAUUCUUGCGCUGGUGAAAGGUGUAAAUGCCCCUCUCAUAACUAAGACAGUAAUAGAGUUAGUGCAAGAAGAAAGGGAAAUUGCAGCUGGAGCGAAGGAACGUGCUGAGGUAGAAGAACUCGUUUUUCAAGAAGAAGGUUCAUCAGAAGGAUCUGCUGAGGACACUGUAGAAGAGGAAGUACUCACUUAUUCUGUUGGAAUUAUAAAACCUGAUGAUGUCUUAUCAGGACGUGUAGAAGAAAUUAAAAAAAAGAUUAAAGAUGCAGGAUUUGACAUUAAAGCAGCAGAGGAGAGAAUGCUUACUGAAGAACAAAUCAGAGUAUUUUAUGCCCGGAAUAAAGAAGAGCCUGACUUUGAUGCAUUUGUUCAAUUCAUGAUGAGUGGACCAUGCCAUGUUUUGAUAAUCACUAAAAAAGAAGCAACUGAUGCAAUUCCUCAGUGGAAAGAACUCCACAAAACAAGUGAGUCUGGUGAGCCUGAGGAGCCAGUCAAGUUGCCAGGACUCACGGAAACUGAGAAUCUGGUAAAUUUAUGUGAUGUACAAGACAGUGUUGAAGACGCCAGCAGACACCUUGCCUUCUUUUUCCCAAAUUUUCAUAUAAAUAGGGUAGAACAACGUGUUGAAAGGACUUUGGCCAUAAUUAGACCUAGUCUCUUGAAGGAAAGGCGAGAUUCCAUCAUGCAAAGAAUAAAGGAUGAUGGUUUCCAAAUAGCAAUGCAGAAAGAAAUAAUUCUAUCUGAGGAACAAGUACGUACGUUUUACAAAGAACAUGUAGAUCAAGAUUACUUCCCAGUCCUUCUAGAGCAAAUGACCAGUGGUCCAACUCUUGUAUUGGCUCUAACACGAGAAAAUGCAGUACUCCACUGGAGACGUUUACUAGGCCCAAAGACUCUUGAAGAGGCUAAGGAAAAUCCAGAGAGUUUGCGUGCACAGUAUGCGAUUGAAAAUGUACCUAUCAAUCAGCUACAUGGAAGUUCUACAACCAGCGAUGCUCAGAAGGAACUAGAAUUCUUCUUCCCUGAGGAACAAACCUUUGCACUAAUCAGACCUGAUGCUGCAAAGACUCAUAAAGAUGAAAUUAUGAAAAAAGUUAAAGAGGCUGGAUUUAGCAUCUCAAAGAUAAAAGAACAAGCUUUAACUCGUGAAAUGGCUGCAGAGUUUUACAAGGAUCAUGAAGGAAAACCCUUUUUUGAACAGUUGGUGGAUUGUAUGGCACAGGGUCCAUCAGUAAUAAUGGUCUUAUCAAAGGAAAAUGCUGUGGAAGAGUGGAGGCAACUAAUGGGUCCAACUGAUCCAGAAGAGGCAAAGAAGACCUGUCCUGAAUCAAUUCGGGCUCAGUUUGCACACGAUAUUUUGUCUAAUGCUGUUCACGGAUCAUCUAAUCUAGAACAUGCACAAAGAAGCAUUCAGUUUGCAUUUGGAGAGCUAGAUGCAGACUAAACAAUUAAGAUGCAGUCUCUGAAAAUUGAUAUUAAUGUAAUUAGAUGUAUUUGUCUACCCAACAACUAAUUUUAGGACUACAUAAGCAAACAUUUUUCUUCAUACUCCAUCCAGUUUUGGUUGGGCAGUUUUUGUUAUCAGCUCUUCCAUAUUGCAAAGCAUAUCAAUGUAACUAGUAAUGCCCGCUAGGAGUUUGACAUUAGUAACAGUUUUCUUUAUGUUGAGUAGAUUAUUUUUCUUUUUUAUCAUUUGGCCAGAUUUAUGCCUUUCCAACAGUUCCAGGAUUCUAAAGUGUUUUGUGUAUAGCUACUCUAAAAAGAAGGAAGGACAAGGGUCAAGGAAGGUGAUUAAAACACUAUUAAUGGUACCACCGCUGGUGAUGUGGAUUGAGUUCUGCAGCUCCAAAUGUGAGCCAAAUGGGGCUCCUGGGCCCACUGGCCAACUGUAUAUAUGUGCAUCCCAGGUGAGACUGUUCUGGGCUAUUAAGGUCUAUUGGCACCCUCAGGGCUCUUAAAAACAUUUGCAUUGUUUAUUCAUCCUCUUCCUAAAUAGCUUCUAGUGAUUACUGUCACAGGUAGGAUAAUAAACUAAAAGAUCCUUUCCAGUCCAUUUACUUGAUUCAAAAUAUAUUCUAGGAACUAAAAUAUAAAGCCAGCUCUUACAUAGUAGCUAUUCUUGACAUGUACCCCCUUGCCACACUAGCAAAUUUAUAUCCUGUCCAGUCUAAUUUGACUGGACUUCAUGAAGAAUACAAACAUUAUUCUGUAGCUGAUGUAUUCUCACUGUUGCUGUCUGAGUCUGUUGAAGGUUGAGAUUAUAAAGAAUGGCAUUCCCUUAAAGCAAUUUACUUACCUUGUUGAUUUUAAGUGUGAAGUCUAGAAUGAAGUUCUUCUCAUACUUUUUUUAUUGCUCCUAUUGUAUUUAAUAUAACUAGCUGCUAUAAAGAGCUUCCUGACAAAUACUUCUGUUGUAAUGGGGCAUUUGUUAUUAUAGAUAUUCCUCCAGC
Messenger RNA from Catharus ustulatus (Swainson's thrush), 3116 nucleotides. RefSeq names its product NME/NM23 family member 8 (gene NME8). Gene Ontology annotation, molecular function: nucleoside diphosphate kinase activity. Bases 320 to 2110 code for a protein of 596 amino acids. Lineage: Eukaryota; Metazoa; Chordata; Aves; Passeriformes; Turdidae. The transcript has 16 exons. The record is from RefSeq and is a predicted model, not a curated record. Gene Ontology annotation, biological process: GTP biosynthetic process; CTP biosynthetic process; UTP biosynthetic process.